Messenger RNA from Amaranthus tricolor (Joseph's coat), 3208 nucleotides. Its product is annotated as beta-galactosidase 13-like. The transcript has 20 exons. Lineage: Eukaryota; Viridiplantae; Streptophyta; Magnoliopsida; Caryophyllales; Amaranthaceae. The record is from RefSeq and is a predicted model, not a curated record. Gene Ontology annotation, molecular function: carbohydrate binding; beta-galactosidase activity. Gene Ontology annotation, biological process: carbohydrate metabolic process. Bases 547 to 2706 code for a protein of 719 amino acids. Gene Ontology annotation, cellular component: vacuole; cell wall.
UUAUCAUGCUUAAAAAUACAAAUUUAAAAAUAUUAUGCAACCGCAGUCCGCCCCCUUCACGCCACUCAGCGAACCAAUUUUGCAAUCGUUGGAGUUCGUUCCAACUUCCAUCAAUGGGUUUUACUCGAUAUCUUCUCUUACCAAACAAGAAUAUAUUAGAAUCAUUAGAGAAUCUAGGGUUUGUCGGAUGAUUCGUAUUGAAUUUCCGUUUAUUAGGGUUUCAAUUAUUCAGAGAUUAAAACCACAGAAAGUCUGAAACUGGCGGAGAUGUCCUCACCACAAUUUUCUUCUUCGCCUUGUGCGAUGAUACAUUUGGUUGAUGUUUGCCUUCUUGUGCUGCUUCUGUUCAUUACGGUGCAUUUAAUUGGGUAUUCGGACUUGGCUGAGUAGGAAUGGGAGAACAUCCUAGAUAAAUGCAAAGAGGGAGGGCUUAAUUUGAUCCAAACUUAUGUAUUUUGGAACCUGCAUGAGCCUGUGAAGGGUCAAUAUAAUUUCACAGGCCAGAAUGAUAUUGUGAGAUUCAUCAAACUAAUUGGUGAGAGGGGCAUGUGGGCAACCCUUAGGGUUGGACCAUUCGUUCAAGCUGAAUGGAACCAUGGAGGAUAUCCAUAUUGGCUGAGAAAGGAACCCAACAUUGCAUACCGAACGGAUAACCCAGUAUAUAUGGAACACAUGGAGAGAUGGGUAACCAAGAUCAUUAGCUUGAUGAAAGAACACAUGUUAUUUGCCUCACAAGGAGGUCCUAUUAUCCUUUCUCAGGUUGAGAACGAGUAUGAUCACAUAAGAGGAGCUUACAGAAAUGGUGCUGCAGAAAGAUACAUUCGUUGGGCAGCUAAAAUGGCUGUUGCUCAGAAUACUGGUGUGCCAUGGAUGAUGUGCAAGCAAAGAGAUGCUCCUGGCGAAGUGAUCAACACUUGCAAUGGUAGACAUUGUGGAGAUACAUUCGAAGGUCCAAAUGCGCAUUUUAAGCCAUCUCUAUGGACGGAAAAUUGGACUGCUCAAUACAGAGUUUUUGGAGAUGUACCUUCUCAAAGGGCGGCUGAGGAUAUCGCCUUCGGUGUAGCACGGUGGUUCUCAAAGAACGGAAGCCAUAACAACUAUUACAUGUACUAUGGUGGUACAAACUAUGGGAAAAAUGCAGCUGCCUUUAGUACUACUCGUUACUAUGAUGAAGCUCCACUUGAUGAAUAUGGUUUGAAAAGGGAACCUAAAUGGGGACACUUGAGAGACUUGCACCGUGCUUUAACUCUAAGCAAGAAAGCAUUGCUUUCUGGGAGAUAUGGUGUCCAGAAAUUUGGUCAAGAUUUGGAGGCACGUUUUUACGAGAAAGGCAAUCUUUGUGCAGCAUUUUUGUGGAACAACAAAACCCAUGCAUCAGAAACUGUGAAAUUCAAAGGCAAACAGCAUACGCUCCCACCCAAAUCCAUCAGCAUUUUGCCUGAUUGCAAGACUGUUGUCUACAAUACAGAUCAUAUUGUAAGUCAACACAGUGCAAGAGAAUUUGUGAGGUCUGAUAGAGCUAACAAAGGUCUCAAAUGGGAGAAGACUACUGAGCACUUACCAACUAUGAAUAAUUUCUAUUCAAUGGAACCAAGGGAGCAAUUUCAUUCCACCGAGGACAAAACUGAUUAUAUUUGGUACACAACAAGGGUAGAUUUGGACACUGUGGACUUGCCUUUCAGAAAAUCCCUCCAACCAGUUUUGUGGCUGAAACAUCUUGGCCAUGCCAUGCAUGUCUUUGUCAAUGGAGAAUUUAUAGGUACCAAACAUGGAAGUCACAGAGAAGCAGCAUUCACUUAUCAGGCGGGCAUAAGAUUGAAGGAAGGUCUCAACAAUAUAACUGUCUUGAGCAGUGCAGUUGGAAUGCCUGAUGGAGGAAGCAAUAUGGAGAAAAGAUGGACAGGGCUGAAAAACUUGGGGAUCCAAGGUUUGGGUACCGGAAAUAUUGAUCUUUCACUUAAUGGUUGGCAUCACAAGAUUGGAAUGGAAGGAGAGAAACAUCAAUACUUCACUGAAGAAGGCUCAAAGAAGGCGAAAUGGGCUCCAGCAACAGGAGCUAGGGAACUUUUCACUUGGUAUAAGACUUAUUUUGAUGCACCAGAAGGAGAUGACCCUGUCGCUAUAAGGAUGGCAAACAUGUGCAAAGGAAUGGUUUGGGUUAAUGGACGAAGCAUAGGACGCUACUGGUCUAGCUUCCUAAGUGUAAAAAAAGAGCCUUCUCAAAAAGAGUACCACAUCCCAAGAGCAUUCUUAAAGCCUAGGGACAAUUUCUUGGUGAUUUUUGACGAGUCAAGAGGGAAUAUCGACAGAGUGCAGAUUGAAAUAGUGAACCGUGACACCAUCUGCAGCUACAUUGCAGAGGACAUGGCACCCAAUGUGAUGUCCUGGAAGAGAGAUGAAGGAGAUUUCCUUGCUGCAAUUGAUGACUUGAGACCCAAGGCAUCGCUCAAGUGCCCCAAGAACAAGAUCAUCAGUCGCGUUGAGUUUGCUAGUUUUGGUAAUCCUGUUGGUGUUUGUGGUUACUUCCUCCUUGGCAACUGCACUUAUCCGGAUACCCAAAAGAUUGUUGAGCAGCAGCAUUGUUUAGGAAAAGAUAGCUGCACAAUUCCAGUUGACAGGAAACUGUUCAACAAUGGCAACAACAAUUGUGCAGGAGUUUCAAUUAAAUCAUUGGCCGUGCAAGUGAGAUGCAGCCGCACGGACUAGAAUGGCUAUUAUUGCUCUUCUUUAUGUUCUUUGUCUUUGAAGGAAAGCAAGGAUGGGAUUUGGAGAAUCGGGAUAUAGGGCAAAGAAAUGUAUUAGUUUGUUAUGAGUGGUCAGAUUCUCCAUGUUUAGAGCUGUAAAAAAAAAUCAAAUAAAUAAGUAAUAAAACAAGAAAAAAAAUUGUUCUGAAAUUGGUAUUCUACCUCGCAUGUUUCCCUUGCCAGGCAAUAAGAAAAUAUUUAGAAUCAACUGGAACUUUUAUAUCACAAAAAUCCGACUUAGGAAAUAGAUGAACUUACCGUCUUUAAAAAUAAAUUUAUAAUUAUGUAGAAAUCAAUUUGGACAUAAGAUCUAAUUUUAAACUUAUUCGAAACACCUAACUCACCUUGUAAAAAGUAUCAAUAAUCUAAUCUAGCUCAUGAUAUUCAAAAAUCAUUUAAUGUCAUAAACAAAAGAUGUACAAAUGGAGUUUUUGUCACUUUCUUCCAAAUCCAAAAACAUAAAA